Messenger RNA from Monodelphis domestica (gray short-tailed opossum), 1697 nucleotides. It is a transcript of the gene PPM1J, whose product is annotated as protein phosphatase, Mg2+/Mn2+ dependent 1J. Gene Ontology annotation, cellular component: mitochondrion. The record is from RefSeq and is a predicted model, not a curated record. Lineage: Eukaryota; Metazoa; Chordata; Mammalia; Didelphimorphia; Didelphidae. Gene Ontology annotation, molecular function: [pyruvate dehydrogenase (acetyl-transferring)]-phosphatase activity. Gene Ontology annotation, biological process: protein dephosphorylation.
CGGGGCCAAGGCCGGGGGCGGGGCCAAGGGCAGCAGCAUGCUAAACCGAGUACGCUCUGCUGUGGCGCACCUGGUCAGCUCCGGGGGCUCCCCGGGGUCUGGGACCAGUGAGUGUCCAACCCCAGCGUCGCCCGACUCCACUGCUCCCCAAGGGACACCCCGGAACCCUCCGGUGGGGCCUAACAGCGGAUCGAAGGCACCUGGGGGCGCUGUGGAGAACCGGGGGAGUUUCUCCCGACCGACCUUCUUGCAGCUCAGCCCCGGGGGACUACGACGAGCCGAAGACCAUGCUGGCCGGGUCGUGCAGAGUCCCCCAGACACAAGCCGUCGUCUACCCUGGAGUACAGGCUAUGCCGAGGUCAUUAAUGCAGGCAAGAGUCGGCAUAAUGAGGACCAGGCAAGCUGUGAGGUGGUUUAUGUGGAAGGCAGACAGGCCAGGACGGGUGGGCCUGGGAAAUCCAUCAAGGACCAGGGCCACCAGGGUCUCUACUUCCAUUACUGGGGCCUGUUUGAUGGACAUGCCGGAGGUGGAGCAGCAGAGAUGGCUUCUAGACACCUUCAUCGGCAUAUUCGGGAGCAACUUCAGGGCCUAGUGGAGAUCCUGCAGGACCCUGCUCCACCCCCUCUCUGCCUUCCAUCCACUAGUCGGGCCUCUGUCUCCUUGGACUCCCCAUGCCCUGGUGGGCCCCAGCCAUGCUGGCCACUGCAGAAAGAGGUGACCCAUGAGAGCCUCGUGGUAGGGGCCAUCGAGAAUGCCUUCCAGUUCAUGGAUGCCCACAUGGCACGGGAGCAGAGGAGCCAGUAUGUAGUAGGGGGCUGCUGUGCCCUGGUCGUGGUCUACCUGUUAGGGAAGAUGUAUGUGGCCAACGCUGGAGACAGCAGGGCUAUCAUUGUCCGAAAUGGGGACAUCAUUCCAAUGUCUCGGGAGUUUACCCCUGAGACAGAAAGACAGAGACUGCAACUCCUGGGCUUCCUGAAACCAGAGCUGUUGGGCAAUGAGUUCACCCACCUUGAGUUUCCCCGAAGAGUCCAGCCAAAAGAGCUAGGUCAACGAAUGCUGUAUCGGGACCAGAGCAUGACUGGCUGGGCCUAUAAAAAGAUUGAACUGGAAGAUCUCAGGUUUCCCCUGGUUUGUGGAGAAGGCAAAAAGGCUCGGGUAAUGGCCACCAUUGGAGUGACCCGGGCCUUGGGUGACCAUAAUCUUAAAGUGUGCAGUUCUACUCUCCCUGUCAAACCCUUCCUCUCCUGUUUCCCUGAGGUACAGGUGUAUGACCUGACUCAAUAUGAGCACUGCCCAGAUGAUGUGUUAAUCUUGGGCACAGAUGGAUUAUGGGAUGUCAGCAGUGACAAAGAUGUGGCUGCCACUGUGGACAAAGUGCUGUCCAGCUAUGAGCCCAACGACCCCAGCAGGUACACCGCACUGGCCCAAGCCCUGGUCCUGGGGGCAAGGGGCAUCUCCAGGGAGCAGGGCUGGCGGCUCCCCAAUAACAAAAUGGGCUCAGGCGAUGAUAUUUCUGUCUUCGUCAUCCCACUAGGGGGGCCUGGCAGCUACACUUAAAGGGGGCCUAGUCUCCCUCUCCCCCAGCUCCUCCCCAGCCCAGACCUUCCAGGGGGUUCAGUAAUACUCUUCAGUGACUACUUGUCAGCUGCUUCUCCCGUACCGGGGAGGUGUGUAAAUAAACUAAACUGACCCCAAA